UCCCAGACUCAGGGAGCAAGCAGAUGGGGAACUGGUGCUGUUGUCGUCAUGAAAGUCCCUGCAGCAGUUUGGAGGAAAGAAGUGGUUUGCUGACCGAUGAUAUGAAGGCCACUGAGUGCACAGGCAGUAAAGCUGUGGUUGGCAGUUGCGGUCCUGAAGGAGAUGAUUGCAUGAGGAAUGAAGAGGGGAAGCUGAGUCCUGAGACUGGAGAGCAGGAGCCCAAUAACACUCAGGAAAAUGGACCCUUGAAAAAGGAAGUCAGUCAAACAGAGAUGCCUCCUCCCUUCAAAAUUUCUGAAGAAAACACCACUAGAGUACAAGAUAAAAAGGAAACUCCUGCUCACAGUGGACAGCUUGCAAUGCAGUGCGCUUCAGGCUUUCUGCAGGAAGAGCGCACCAAUGUGGAUUGGGAGGCAAAAGAAGAAAACCCAGCCUCAACGCAGGACAGAAUCCCAGAGGGCACCUCUCUGACACAUGAGGCGGUCUGCCCUGAUAACCCUCCGCACACUGAGACAAACAAAACAUCUGAGCAAAUUGCAGAGAGCACUACUCAUCAUGACGAAGAAGAGAAAGUGACUGUUGAAGCUGUGGCUAAUAAUAAUAAUCAACAAGUGUUAUCUGUGCCAAACACGCAGCUCGAUGCAGCAGCCCCAGCAGCUCAGGUGUCGUCUACAUCUGUGGUCAAUCAGGAGCCUGAACCUGAGCCUCUGACAUGUGACGCGACAGAGCAUCCAGACAAUAGCGGGGAGGCCGGUCCUGAAGACUCACAAAGCCAUGAUAUCUCCCAGUUGUCUUCUGGAUUGGAGCCCUCAGGUCUCAACCACAGCGGUGAGGAACGGGACUCCGCCAGCUCAGUGAGGGAGCCAAAAACCACAACUCCAGCAGACGCCAGUGAGAGCUUGGGGCCAGAUCAGGAUAAAAAGCCAGAUCCCGAGAGUGCUGCUACAAGCUCAGAGAUAGUCACUUCCUUGGAGAAAACCAAACAGGAUGCUGGGGAAAUGAUGCUGCCAAUGCAGGGUAAAGAUGAAGAUGUCCCCAAGGCGAAUGGGGACAAUGGAGGGAUGAAGGAGGAGAAAGUGGAGGCAGAGAGCGCACCCACCGAGGGCGAGACUCAGGCGAGGAAAAAUGCUGAAGCAGAGGAGGUGACGGGAAAUAAGGAGCUGCCGGCAGAGAGCAAAGUGAAGAAUGUUAAGCUUGAGACCACGGAGAAGGAAGACAGCCUGGGGAACAGUGAAGAAGACCUGUACAGAGGCGAAGAGGAGCUCUCUGCCUCACAAAAUGAUAAACCUGGACCACCGCCUGAGUUGGAGACUAAAUUUUUAAAGGUGGAGGACAGAUGCAGUUUGUCCCCGGCGGUGAAUAUUCUGUCGUACAGUGAGAGGGAGUGGAAAGGAAAUACUCCUAAAAGUGCUCUCAUUAAAAAGGGUUAUAAGGAGAUGUCCCUGAAGUUUGGCAGUGUGAGAAGAGUGAGGGGGGACAAUUACUGUGCCCUCAGAGCCACGCUGUUCCAGGUGUUGAGCCACAGCACCCAGCUGCCUGCAUGGCUGCAUGAUGAGAAUGUUGUUCUGCUGCCGAAGCAACUGGAGGCUCAGGAAGGGCUGAUAAAUCAGUGGAUGUUUCCUGGAGAGUGCCUGCAUGGAGACAGGACAGGAGAUGCCAUCCAGCAGCUUAAAGGCUACAUGGAGCUUCUCCGUAACACGUGGCAGGCAGCGGUGGACUGUGCCUCUGACGUCGAGCGUCAGCAGCUCUGUGAGCGAGUGUUUCAGGGUGGAGAAGAGGAGCUCGGGUUGCUGGAGGCUCUCAAGCUGCUGAUGCUGAGCAGAGCGGUGGAGCUACACAGCUGCAUGCAGGGCGGUGGAGACGUCCCCCUCUUCUGCUGGCUGCUGUUUGCGCGGGACUCGUCUGACUGUCCGCGCUCCUUCCUCUCCAACCACCUCAGCCACGUGGGUCUCACUGCAGGGUUGGAGCAGGUGGAGAUGUUCCUGCUCGGCUACGCCUUGCAGUGCACCAUUCAAGUUUACAGACUGUACAAGGCAGACACAGAGGAGUUUGUCACCUACUACCCAGACGACCAUAAGGACGACUGGCAGUCUGUGUGCCUCGUCACAGAGGAUGAUCGCCACUACAAUGUGCCAGUUGUAGAAGCUGCAGAAUCAGAAAAGGAGCUCCCCUCCAGCUGAUUGCUGCUGCAGUGAAACCAUCCUGCCAUACAAACACCCCUCAGGUCGAUCAAUAUGAAUAGAUUUACAAAUUAAAGGAAUAGUUUUGGGAAAUGUGCUUAUUGGCUUUUUUGUUUUUUGUUUGUUUUUGUUUUUUUAAGUUAGGGCUUAAAUUAAAUUACAGCCAGCAGUCAGUUUGCUUGGAUUGGCACAAAGAGUGGAGGUAAAGGCAACAGCUGUCUUAGUUUUGUCCUUAUGUAGAAAAAUCCAACCACCAGCACCUCUGCAGCUCACAGAUUAACUUGUUUUUGUAAUCCAAACAGAAAGCAGUGACAUAUUAUGGUUUUCUUCUUCUGUGGACUCCUUUUAAAGAAAGGUGUAGUCUAGAGAGAGGUGCAUCUCUAACUUUUCUCUAUUUUUUCACUAUCUAUUAUCUUUUGUAUCUUUUGUAGUAAUCAAUGAUUUUAUCCUUUUGUUUUAAGACAAGACAGUAACUCAUUAAAUGAGUAACUAUAAAUUUUAAGCUAGGCUUUUGUUAAAGUUUAUAUGUAAAUCCCACAUUGCAGAGACUAAGCUAGCAAAAACACUCAUGCGUGUGAGGAGAGCAAAAUGGGGGGGGGGUGCAAAAACAUACAUAUCAGCUAGAAUAGCAGCAAAUCAGCUCGUCCAGCUGUGCUGAGCAUACAUAUGGUGUGAUGGAUCACGUUUGUCUGUACUGUCGGAUGAAAAAGGGGUCGCAGAUAGGUUGCUUUAAAUUAUGGAGCCACAUGCGCCCACGGUGAUCUCAUCACUGUGCACAGACUCCACCAGAAAUAGCAGUAAAUGCACAUUAAGAGCCUGAUCUCAGUUUUUUUUUUAAUCUCCAUAAUAAAAUGGCUAUUUAAAUAUCAGCAGGGAAAAGAAACUGUCAGAUACAGAUUCUUCUAUUGUUAGCGUCACUCGGUAUAAAUUAAGACACUUCAGGUAUAAACAGCUGUGUUUUUUUUUAAGGUGCUGGUAGGAGGAUUUUGCUACCUUUGGAAUGAGUGGGCAACCUGAAACCUGCAGACCUCCACAAGUGACUCACAUCAACUUUCAUGAAAUGAUCCCCUAUGAUUUUUGGUUAUGGUCUCUAUCAGAGAUAUUCCUGUCUAGUCAUUUAAAUGAGAACACAUGGCCCUUUGCAUCGUGUAUAACGUUGCAAACACACACAGUGUCAGAUUAGUUUGAAGAGUUAACAGUGCUAGCAGCAGCAGCAGCAGCCUUGCUUUCAUCCAUGCCAGCGUCCACACCCCGGUGCAGAAUGUGGUUACACCUGGUUUCAGAUGCUUGGCUCUAUUCUAGUUUAUUCUACAACAGUCAACAUACUGCUGCUCAUUUUUGAUGUAUUGCAGUUAUACUGCAGAACUGCACUGAUUAGCCUGUCUGUCAUCUGUUUACUUAACCCCUUGCUUGUUUACUUAACUUGCCUACACAGAUAGAGAGGCGCAGCAGUCUGUCUGAGCUGCAGCCCUGGAGAGUGGCUGGUUAAAGCAGCACCAGCUGUUGCGUUAAUAAAGUAAAAAUAAUGCAUUUAACCGAAUUUCUUAGGCCGACUAGCAGGGACAGCAACACUUAAACAUCUAGUGGACUAGUUGUGUGCAUCCUUAGGCUCUAUAGCUAACUUCUCCUGUACGUGGGAGAAGGUGUAUGUGUACAUUUAUCAAAACCUGUGCGAUCACAGGUUACCAAGGAGUCCUUUUGUUCUAUUUUAGUGGUAUUUGACAAAUAUUAUGGUCGGCUGUGUAAUUUAAUAAGUUUUAGCUGCAGUUUUAGUGAGUGAAUGUCUGUGCGUCGCACUGAUUAGAGUAUCUCUGCCUAUGCAUUGCACCCAUACAAUCUAUACAUAAGCUUGCGAGCGUUAGCUGAUAGGCUUCCAAAUUAUGGUCACUUGUGGCCCCAAAAAUCAAAGUGGUGAAGACCAUGGAGUUCAAGGUGAUGUCACAGUAGCUGCAUCCAUCUUUUAUAUACAAUCUAUGCUUUGGGCAGAGAAAUGCCAGAUAUCGAACACUUAACAAAUGAGCACAUGUAAGCACACAUCCCAAAAUGUUGACCUAUUUCUUUAAAACAACAAAAAUGCUGAUUCGUGACCAUGUACAAGAUUUGGUUUACACGUUCUUGUACACACUGUACUGUAUGCAGUUUUCUGUUUGGGUAUGUGUACAUAUCAGAUAUCCUGUGAUUAUCUCAGAUAGACUCAGAUUGCUUUGCAGGGUGUCAUUUUUGAAAGGACAAAAAAAAAAAAAAAGCCCAAAUUUUCUCAGAUUUUUUCUGAUGUAAAAUUCAGAUGAAAAACACAGUGGAGGUGCCAACAGUGCCAAAAAGUUUAGAAGGAUGGUGUUUACACUGGAAGUUGGACACUUUGAAUAUUAAUUUAUUGUUUUGUUUUUUUAAUAAGUGCGAUGAUCCUGAAUUCAUUAAGUGAAGCGGCUGAAUUAGUCAAUGAAGGGUUGGAUGAUUUAUCGGGUUUAACACCAGAUGACGAUCGGAAGACUUGGAAGAUUAAUCAGUCUUCGUGUCAGAGGCGUGAUUUGUUACGGUCUGUGCGUGUGUUUGACUGCGUGUGUGUGUGUGUGUGUGUGUGUGUGUGUGUGUGUGUUAAACUCAAUGUGUAACAUGCUGCCUUUAACCAAGCUGUUCUGAAGGGAAGGAACAUGCCAGUGUUGCUGCUAACACUGGCAACAGUCCCAACCACCCAACUGGACUCAGUAGAAAAGGCUCGCUUGGUCCUCCAUGUUGCCUUAGAAAUAAUGCACAGUUUGAAUGAAUGUUGGAUAUUAGUGAUAAGAGGCCAUUUAUAUGCCCUAUUUCCAGAGCAGGUGAAGGUGAUUAAAAAAAAUUUAUGCCAUUUGCAGGAAUGUUCUUGCACUGUUUUGGAUAGCAUUUAAAUAAAAUGAUUUUUUUUGGGGGGGGAAAGUCUCAAUGAUU
This is a messenger RNA of Archocentrus centrarchus (flier cichlid), 5105 nucleotides long. RefSeq lists its product as uncharacterized. Gene Ontology annotation, molecular function: cysteine-type deubiquitinase activity. Lineage: Eukaryota; Metazoa; Chordata; Actinopteri; Cichliformes; Cichlidae. Gene Ontology annotation, cellular component: cytoplasm. Gene Ontology annotation, biological process: protein linear deubiquitination. Bases 24 to 2180 code for a protein of 718 amino acids. The record is from RefSeq and is a predicted model, not a curated record. The transcript is spliced from 10 exons.